GUGGUCUUCCUUGUCAGUCGCUCUUUCGCUUUUAAUCCACUUUACAAGCACAACCUUAGCAAGACGCUGCUCGAGAGCUUCUCGGGCGUCUUCUGGACCAGUCACUUUCCUUCCGUGGCUGCCCAUUUCGCGGGCGCACGCCUAGCUCAGCAAGAUGGACUUGAGCAACGUGCCGUCCGCCUUCCCCCCAGCCCAGGAAGCCGUCGAUUCCAACGCCAUGGAUGUUGACGCGCCGGCUGAGCCCUCCAACGCUGUUGCAAAUGACGGCAAUGCAGAUGCCAGCGGCUCGCAGGCGAAUGGCACUGGGUCCCCGUUGCAGCGCCUGCAUUUGUCACGGCCGACACCACCGCUCGUAAAUGUGGCCAACCCCAACCUCACCCUCUUCUUUGAAGAUCCCGACAACGACAGCGACAGUGUUGUCGAGAAGGGGCGUAUGGUGCGCACUGGCUACAUCUUCGACCCCCUCAUGAUGCUCCACUGCGCCGACGGGUAUACACCGACGGACGACAUUCACGACUUGGGCGACGGUCAUCCGGAGGAGCCGAUGCGUAUCAAGCGUAUCUUCAACCGUCUCAAGCAGCAGGGACUGAUUCGACGGAUGAAGCGGCUAGACUUUGUGGAAGCACAGCGCGAGCAAAUCCGCCUCGUUCACUCUGAUGAUCACUGGAUGAAAGUGCAGGGGACUGAGACAUUCACGGAUGAAUAUAUCCAGGAGACGAAGAGUUACUACGAUCAUUUGUCGCUCUACGUGUGUCGAGAAACAGGUCAUUGCGCGCGCCUCUCGUGUGGUGGUGUCAUUCAGGCUUGCCGCUCAGUCUGCGAGGGUGAGGUGCGGAACGCCUUCGCCAUUGUGCGCCCGCCGGGCCACCACGCUGAACCGACGGAGCACAUGGGCUUCUGUUUCUUCAACAAUGUUGCCGUCGCGACGCGCGAAGUGCAGCGUCAGGGCUUGGCGAGGAAGGUCCUCAUUCUCGACUGGGACGUACACCAUGGCAACGGCACGCAGCGCGCAUUUUGGGACGACCCGGAUGUCCUGUACAUCUCCAUUCACCGUCACGAUGGUGGCAGGUUCUACCCCUCCAGCGACUUCGGAGCGCUUGACAUGGUUGGCGAAGGCGCGGGCGAGGGCAAGUCCGUCAACAUUCCCUGGCCUGGCCCAGGCUUUGGCGAUGGUGACUACAUUUACGCCUUCCAGAAAAUUGUGAUGCCUAUCGCGUAUGAGUUUGCGCCAGACCUUGUAAUCAUUUCUGCCGGGUUCGAUGCGGCAGACGGGGAUCAGCUGGGCUGCUGUAACGUCACGCCCGCUGGGUACGGCCACAUGACUCACAUGCUGUGCGCACUCGCCGGAGGGAAGGUCGUCGUCGCUUUGGAAGGAGGGUAUAAUCUUCGUGCCAUCUCUGACUCCUCUUUAGCCGUCGCCCAGGUUUUACUCGGCGAGACUCCUGCGGAGAUCGGUGUCGUGCAGGCAUCCGAGCUGGCCACUGAGGUCAUGUACGAGGUUGCCAAAGUUCAGUCAAAAUACUGGAAAAACAUCAACGCGGCAUCAUUGGCACCACCAGAAAUUGGCAAAGAGGAGGGCAACUUCGUAACAUCUGUACCCGACCUCCUCAAGCAGCAUCGGCUCCAGCACAUGUACACUAAGCACAAGCUAUUUCCUAUCCCGCUUGCCAACACGGACCUCGACGACGCGUUUAGCAACCAAGUCCUUGUCAAUAUGGAGUUGUACGAUUCCGAGCCCCGCACUCUGGUCAUCUUCGCGCACGACUUCGGCAAUUUGCGAGUGGAGACGGAAGGCGUGGCAUCGAUCGAUGUCAAUCUUGCCAACAGCUACCUGCUCGACACGUCGGACGUGAUUGUGGACUGGGUACGCGGCAAGGGGUGGAAUAUUCUCGACAUCAACGUGCUGCGCACUCUUCGGCUGCAGUUCGCAAAAGGACCUCGUAUGGUGUCGAACAGCGGGGACAAGAUGGAUGGCCAGCUAAUGCGCUACCUGUGGGAUAACUACGUGGAAUUGUCGGAGGCCCAGAACAUUGUGCUCAUCGGGCAUGGCACAGCGUGCGGGGCAAUCAUGGAACUCGUCAAUCACAGGGAUGUGCAGUCGAAGGUCAAGGCAAUCGUGCAGGUCGCUGGCAUGCACUCGAUUGUGCGCCCAGAUCCGACAAACGAGGGUCGUCGCGUGUGGUUUAGAGACGUUUGUCAAAUCUACUUGCCGCACAUCCACCCACUGCUUGGGGAAGAGCGCCUGCACCGACGUAUCGGUGGACAGUUGAGGACAGUGCGAAAAUCCAAGGUCGUCGAAGUCUUGGUCUCAGCGCUACCUGAGAUCAUGGAGUUUGUGGAGAGCAAGCUGGGUGCGUCUGAGGCGAAUGGGCUUGCGCCAAAAUUGGACGCGUAGAUAGACAGGGGCAUGUUGUAUGGGAUGCAUCUGGCAGAGGCGUUUUGCGCAAGAA
Molecule: messenger RNA, 2450 nt
Organism: Cutaneotrichosporon oleaginosum
Lineage: Eukaryota; Fungi; Basidiomycota; Tremellomycetes; Trichosporonales; Trichosporonaceae
Biological process (GO): negative regulation of transcription by RNA polymerase II
Cellular component (GO): histone deacetylase complex
Molecular function (GO): histone deacetylase activity; transcription factor binding
Source: RefSeq, a predicted model, not a curated record